UUGGUCGGUUUCACAUGUCUACUGAUGUGCCGGUUUACGGACUUUUUCUAUCCCGCAAUUCACCAUUAGUGUGGUAAUACUGACGUUUAAGUCAUCUCGCCUCUACGGUGUCAAUAGCAGCUUUAUUUGAGCAGAACUAACCUCAUUCGAACGGGGUGCAAACUGACUUUAGACGUAACGUUUGCUAGCUAGCGUUACACGCACACCCGGAACUCAGAAGCUAACGUUAGCUUUGUCGGUUAAAAGUGACAUAAGGGUUAUUUACACUAUUUAGAAUGGGUGAGGAAAUUAGUGAAGACCCCACUCACACGGGUAGUGGAUCCGCUAAUAACACCAAUACAGAGGAAAACGGCGAAACAGAAGGUGGUGUAAAAUAUUACACGUUAGAAGAAAUAAGACUGCAUAGCAUGAGCAGUGACUCUUGGCUCAUCGUACACGACAAAGUCUAUGACAUCACAAGUUUCCUCGAAGAGCAUCCGGGAGGCGAGGAGGUUUUGCUAGAGCAGGCGGGUGCUGACGCCACAGAGAGCUUUGAGGACGUGGGACAUUCCACAGAUGCCAGGGAGCUGCUCCUGCAGUACUAUCUUGGGGAGCUCCACAUGGAUGACAGAAAAAAGGAAAAUGCGACGGAUGAAAAUAUCUCGAACUCAGGAGAGUCCAGCAGCUCCUGGACGACAUGGUUGAUACUUGCUAUUGCAGCAACUGUCGUUGGUAUCUUGUAUCGCUACUACCUGUCUGAACACAAGUCUUCCUGAGCUGGCAUGCUGUUUUCAUCUCACUCUUUUCAUCUGAAGGCCUUGAAAUGUUUGACCAAAAACCUCCUCACACUGACGCGCACAAUUAGGAGUGUCUGCAUCCUCUGCAACAGGAACAGAAGGUGAGCAAUUUGAUAAAGUGCUUUUGUCCUUGUCCAUCUUCAUAGAGUGCACCAGACAGACAAGGUUGGGCAAGAACUUUAUUAAAUUGUCUGCCUUCAGUUUCUUUGCAUUUCUUUGUUACUGCCUGUUGUCAUUAAUGCCGUUCUUAACUUAAAGUUGCAUAUGCAUUUGACCCAAUUGUCAAUACUUUGAUUACCCAUUUGCCUGCUCAGAAAAACGGUUAUUUUACCUGCCUGUAUACAUGCACCAUCAUUUCACUGAUUCAUUUAAUGUUGACGUUAGUAUGCAGAAUGGUGAUAGUUGACCGGUACCAUUCUACUUUUUACACUGUAUAAUAAUUCCCAAUGCAUUAUUUUUGUUGUAAUAAAGUGAAAAAUGUUACUGCUACCUUACAAUAUGAAUCAGGAGUUAGUCCAGUCACUCUUUACAGCAGUUUUCUGGUUUAAAAUUGCUUGAUUGCAUUUAUUACUUGGUUAUUAAUGCAUUAUGUAAUUGCAGUGUCAUAUUCUUUUUCUUUUAAGUUAGUUAUAUGGUGUCAGUGUUUAAGUUAGAAUCUGUUCUGAUUUGUCACAUUUUUCUACAGUUCUGUCAUCGAGAAUUUGUGUAAAAGUUCAAACUGCCUGAACCAUAUCAAUAUAAAUCAAUGUAUGUAAUACAGUAAUAUUGUAUUACCUACAUAGAAUAGCUGACAAUGAAUGAUGAGUGAAUACCCUUGAAAGAAGAACCAUUUAUUUGUUUUUAACUGGUGCUUUUUCAUAACCAUGUUUCAUUUGAAUGCGUCUUAAUUGUAUGUUUUGGGUGAGAGGUACUGCAGCUGUCAGAGGGUUUGAAUUGUAUUCAGUGAAGUCUGGUGUGUGUGUUUCAGGCCACAGAGCAUAUCUAUUUAAUCUACUUUAGUUACUCAACAUCUUUAAUUCUCGAGGUUGCUGUUGGUAAUGUUAAAUAUGCAAUGAUAAAUAAAUCUUUGCAAAGCAUUUCUAAAAUCACUCCUUUGAUUUUAUUUCCCAUGACUAUUGAAACAAGCAUUUUCAAACUACAAAGACAUAACAAUUGUAAGUCCACUUACCACCGACCUAUUAACAUUCAACACUGAAUAUAACUUGCUAUUUUUACAUGUCACUACAAAAUAACUUGCAGAUUUCAAUUUUGUUGGUUGGCUUUAAUAGAUAUUUGCCAUCUCUUUGCAUUUCAAUUGUCAUUUCCUGUCAUUCAAAGUCUCUUUGAAUAAAAUGAAUCUUUCAAAAGAUG
Anarrhichthys ocellatus (wolf-eel) is the source of this 2126-nucleotide messenger RNA. It is a transcript of the gene cyb5b, whose product is annotated as cytochrome b5 type B. Gene Ontology annotation, molecular function: heme binding. The record is from RefSeq and is a predicted model, not a curated record. The transcript has 5 exons. Gene Ontology annotation, cellular component: membrane; intracellular membrane-bounded organelle. Bases 276 to 755 code for a protein of 159 amino acids. Lineage: Eukaryota; Metazoa; Chordata; Actinopteri; Perciformes; Anarhichadidae.